Messenger RNA from Seriola dumerili (greater amberjack), 2053 nucleotides. RefSeq names its product protein SSUH2 homolog (gene ssuh2rs1). Gene Ontology annotation, molecular function: heat shock protein binding. The record is from RefSeq and is a predicted model, not a curated record. The transcript is spliced from 14 exons. Lineage: Eukaryota; Metazoa; Chordata; Actinopteri; Carangiformes; Carangidae. Bases 237 to 1409 code for a protein of 390 amino acids.
UGGUGCGCACUUCCUGAACAGAUGAGGCUUUUUUGUGGGGGCAGCAGAGUGGACUUGUAUAAACUUAGAGAACGGAUGAUGAUACGAAAGACUGGUUAAGCACAUGCUGAAAUCAAGACCACAAAAAGUGAAGUUUUGUUCCUCAUUAACUUUCAGAAUAGAGGAAGAGUCAGCUGACUGACAGUUGGAGGAAACGGGGGUGGGGUGUGAUAAAAGUUUUUUUCCGUCGCGUUGGGAUGGAACAUCAGCCUAUUAUGAACAAUCAAGGCAGAAACUACGGGAUAGCCAAUCCCGGUUAUAUCCCAGCAGCACAGGGGGGACCCGCAAUGUUUGCCCCACCCGCAGCUGACGGGCCCAGCGCUCCUCCGGCCAGCAUGUUUGACAGCAUGCCUGGCUAUGAAGGAACAGUGGCAGGCGGAGGAGGUGGAUAUCUGCCCCCUCCUAUGCCUGCUUACCCAGUUCCUCAGCCUGAGCCUGGACCUGAACAACCACAUUGGAAUAUCCCAUCUAUAACUGAAGACACUGCUCGGGAGGCGUUGGUCCUGUUUGCCUCCAGCAAGUGCUGCUACAGUUCAGCGCCAGCAAAGGAUGGUGUGAUCACCAACAUGGAGGCAUUCAAUACAUAUAGGUACCGCCUGGAAACCUUUACUGAAACAAGAUCUACAGAGUGGAGUCAUGAGCCAUAUAAUGGCCAGCCAGUGGAUGCCUUUUCCCAACCACCUCCAGGGCCUUGGGAUAUUCCGGCUAAAACCCCCAGUUUUUUUCUGGAUUCCAAACAGACUAUCAAGGUUCCUUACACGUCAUCUGUGAAGAGCUGCCACGUUUGUUUGGGAAUGGGACGAAAACCUUGCAAAGACUGUGCCGGUGCUGGUAAUAAAGUUUGUUGGGUGUGCAAUGGAUCUGGUUACCGCCAUGGAAAUGAUCGAUGCCACCACUGCAAUGGAAGAGGAAGGGACAACUGCAGCCACUGUCAUGGGCAAGGAUCAAGGCAAUGUGACACAUGUCAUGGCAAACAACAGCUUCUGGUCUACAUCAACCUCACUGUGAAAUGGACCAACAACUCUGACAGCUAUGUGGUAGAACAGUUGAGUGGACUGCAGGUGGACAACCUUAGCAAAGUGUCUGGCAAGGAGCUUUUCAGAGAUUCUCAGUACAUGGUAUACCCAGUGAUGGGCUUCCCAGACCCUGCAGUGGUGAGUGCUGCACAGCGCUUUGUUAAUGAACACCAGGGCAAAUUCUCCCAGACGUCACGUAUUCUACAGCAGCGUCAAACCAUUGAGCUGAUCCCUGUCACAAAGGUGACCUACUUGUGGAAAACCAAAUCACACAUUUACUUUGUUUACGGGAAUGAGUUCAAGGUUAAUGCAGAUAACUAUCCUGCUACCUGUUGUUGCUGUACUGUAAUGUGAUUGCAGUGAUUCUGUAUGAAGGUGUUUACUUUACAAACCAGUGGAUAUCUAAUUAUGUCAGUUUUACUUACGAGUCACUUCUACUGAUUAACGGAGCAUUCCCUGACAUGUGGGCAGUUAUGACUUGUUAAAGGUUGCCAUUCAACAGAGUUUAAACAGAGACAUUUAACUUCUGAGCUCCCACAACUCAUCUAGUCUCUUGAAUACGCAGUCUUCAAGGCUACACAAAAAGUUAAUUUAUCUUUGACUAAAUAUUUUCUACAACAUAAUUAAUGUAAAGAAAGUGCUAUUUGUAUGCUUGCACCACAGAAAAAAAAAUGGUUAAUGACACAAUAUAAGCCAUAAUCAUACUAGAUUCUCUGAAUUAUGAACACUAUUGCUUUAAUCUGUCAGCAGUUAUUUUCAUAACCAGUAAAGCAGCUGUUUCGUACACAAUAUUAUUUUUUAAUAGCAGUACAAUUUUUUUAUGUUACUAAAAUGCAUGUCAUUUGUUUGCUGUCAUGGUAACAAUCUCUGUUGUUUUAUAUGAAUGUUUAUCUUUUAUUGAAUUUGUAUCAUUUUGCAAGACAAAACAUCUGUAAUACUUGCUCUGCAAUAAUUCUGCCAUUUGAAUAAAUGUCAUCUCGCAAUGUUUUGCUCUUGAA